This is a messenger RNA of Populus trichocarpa (black cottonwood), 5730 nucleotides long. RefSeq names its product probable disease resistance protein At4g27220. Bases 400 to 5277 code for a protein of 1625 amino acids. The transcript is spliced from 8 exons. Gene Ontology annotation, molecular function: ADP binding; ATP hydrolysis activity. NCBI's taxonomy places the organism in Eukaryota, Viridiplantae, Streptophyta, Magnoliopsida, Malpighiales, Salicaceae. The record is from RefSeq and is a predicted model, not a curated record.
GUAAGUCAAGUUGUUCUUUUUCUUUUUUUCCCUCUCUCUUUAUGAAGGAAAGAUGCGCUCUUUCAACUAUACAGAGAAUAAUCAUUAAGCCAUCCACUGUUGCUCUCAUCCAUUCCCUUGCUUUCUCACUGCUGAUAAACCUUUAUAAUCUGCAGUAAUAUUUGCAUUUCUGCUCACUGGUCUGAAAUCACUGCUCUGUUGAUUAGCUGAAACAAGAGUAAUAUUUGCACCUCUCUGCUCACUGGUCUGAAGUCACUGCUCUGUUGAUUAGCCGAAACCAAGAGUAAUAUUUGCACCUCUGCUCACUGGUCUGAAGUCACUGCUCUGUUGAUUGGCUGAAACCAAGAGUUCCUUGAUUGCUUGAUUCCAGACAAGAAGAAGAGUUAAGUUUCAUUGGACAUGGAAUUUGUGAUUUCUAUUGUAGCCACAGUUGCUGAGCUGUUAGUUGUUCCCAUUAAGAGACAGAUUGGUUAUGUACUUGAUUGUAAUACCAAUAUUCAGAACUUAAAAAAUGAAGUUGAGAAGCUGACAGAUGCAAAAACAAGGGUGAAUCAUUCUAUAGAGGAGGCUAGAAGGAAUGGGGAAGAGAUUGAAGUUGAUGUUGAGAACUGGCUGACAAGUGUUAAUGGGGUCAUUGGAGGGGGAGGUGGUGUCGUUGUAGAUGAAUCAAGUAAGAAGUGCUUCAUGGGUUUGUGUCCUGAUCUAAAGCUACGUUAUCGGUUGGGUAAAGCAGCGAAGAAGGAGUUGACGGUUGUUGUUAAUCUCCAGGAAAAAGGGAAAUUUGAUAGAGUUUCUUACCGUGCUGCUCCAUCGGGUAUAGGGCCUGUCAAGGAUUAUGAGGCCUUUGAAUCAAGAAAUUCUGUAUUAAAUGAUAUUGUGGAUGCAUUGAAGGAUUGUGAUGUGAACAUGGUUGGGGUAUAUGGGAUGGGUGGUGUGGGGAAGACCACACUUGCGAAGAAGGUUGCUGAACAAGUCAAGGAGGGUAGGCUGUUCGAUAAGGUGGUUCUGGCAGUUGUGUCACAUACUCCAGACAUCAGAAGAAUUCAAGGUGAAAUAGCAGAUGGGCUAGGACUCAAAUUAAAUGCAGAGACUGAUAAAGGAAGGGCAGAUCAACUAUGCGAGGGAUUGAAGAAAGUGACUAGAGUACUUGUAAUUCUUGAUGAUAUUUGGAAAGAACUUAAAUUGGAGGAUGUCGGAAUCCCUUCAGGGAGCGAUCAUGAAGGAUGCAAGAUACUCAUGACUUCAAGAAAUAAAAAUGUACUGUCUCGGGAGAUGGGCGCAAACAGAAAUUUCCAGGUUCAAGUUUUGCCUGUAAGAGAAGCAUGGAAUUUUUUCGAAAAGAUGGUGGGGGUUACCGUUAAAAAUCCUAGUGUACAACCUGUUGCUGCUGAAGUAGCCAAAAGAUGUGCAGGUUUGCCGAUUUUACUUGCUACAGUUGCUAGGGCACUGAAAAACGAAGAUUUAUAUGCUUGGAAGGACGCCUUGAAACAGCUAACAAGGUUUGAUAAAGAUGAAAUUGACAAUCAAGUUUACUCGUGUCUGGAACUGAGUUACAAAGCUUUGAGAGGUGAUGAAAUCAAGUCAUUGUUCUUGCUUUGUGGGCAAUUCCUAACUUAUGAUUCUUCAAUCUCAGACUUGUUAAAGUAUGCUAUAGGCUUGGAUUUGUUCAAGGGACGUUCCACAUUGGAAGAAGCUAGAAACAGACUGCGUACAUUGGUGGAUGAACUUAAAGCCUCUUGUUUGUUGCUAGAAGGUGACAAGGAUGGAAGAGUGAAAAUGCAUGAUGUUGUUCAAAGUUUUGCCUUCUCUGUUGCAUCAAGGGACCACCAUGUGCUUAUCGUGGCAGAUGAAUUCAAAGAAUGGCCAACCAGUGAUGUGCUUCAACAGUACACUGCAAUCUCUUUGCCUUACCGGAAAAUUCCUGAUCUUCCUGCAAUAUUAGAAUGUCCAAAUCUCAAUUCGUUUAUACUGCUGAACAAGGAUCCCUCACUGCAAAUACCAGACAACUUUUUCAGAGAAAUGAAGGAGCUUAAAGUCUUGGAUCUGACACGAGUUAAUCUUUCACCACUGCCUUCGUCACUUCAAUUUCUUGAGAACCUUCAAACGCUGUGUUUGGAUGGUUGUGUUUUGGAAGAUAUAUCUAUAGUUGGAGAGCUAAAGAAGUUGAAAGUUCUCAGCUUAAUCAGUUCUGAUAUUGUUUGUUUGCCAAGAGAAAUAGGAAAAUUGACUCGUCUGCUACUUCUAGAUUUGAGCAAUUGUGAAAGGCUUGAAGUAAUAUCACCAAAUGUCCUUUCUUCCUUGACCCGGCUAGAAGAAUUAUAUAUGGGAAACAGCUUCGUGAAAUGGGAGACUGAAGGAUCAAGCAGUCAAAGAAACAAUGCUUGCCUGUCAGAAUUGAAGCGUCUGUCAAACUUAAUUACCUUACACAUGCAAAUUACAGAUGCAGAUAAUAUGCUCAAAGACUUGUCUUUUCUCUUUCAAAAGCUGGAAAGGUUCAGAAUAUUUAUUGGAGAUGGGUGGGACUGGUCUGUUAAGUAUGCAACCUCAAGAACUUUGAAACUUAAGCUCAAUACAGUUAUUCAGUUGGAGGAGUGGGUGAACACGCUGCUGAAGAGCACUGAAGAACUUCAUUUGCAAGAACUGAAGGGUGUUAAGAGUAUCCUCAAUGACUUGGACGGGGAAGAUUUCCCUCGGCUGAAGCAUCUUCACGUUCAAAAUUGUCCUGGAGUUCAAUAUAUCAUCAACUCAAUCAGGAUGGGUCCUCGAACUGCUUUUCUGAACUUGGACUCACUGUUUCUUGAAAAUUUGGAUAACUUGGAGAAGAUCUGCCACGGCCAACUUAUGGCAGAGUCGCUUGGAAAGUUGAGAAUUUUGAAGGUAGAAAGCUGUCAUAGGUUGAAGAAUUUAUUUUCAGUCUCCAUGGCAAGAAGACUUGUGCGACUUGAAGAAAUCACAAUAAUUGAUUGCAAGAUCAUGGAAGAGGUUGUCGCUGAGGAAAGUGAGAAUGAUACUGCUGACGGUGAACCGAUAGAGUUCGCUCAAUUACGUAGACUGACACUGCAAUGUCUGCCUCAGUUCACAAGCUUUCACUCUAAUAGAAGGCAGAAGCUAUUAGCAAGUGAUGUGAGGUCAAAAGAAAUUGUUGCGGGGAAUGAGCUUGGGACUUCCAUGUCACUUUUCAAUACAAAGAUUUUAUUCCCCAAUUUGGAGGACCUGAAGCUCUCCUCCAUCAAAGUGGAAAAGAUAUGGCACGACCAACCUGCUGUGCAGCCUCCCUGUGUUAAAAACUUAGCAAGCAUGGUUGUGGAGAGUUGUAGUAAUUUAAACUAUUUAUUGACAUCUUCUAUGGUCGAAAGUCUUGCUCAACUCGAAAGGCUUGAAAUAUGUAAUUGCGAGUCCAUGGAGGAAAUAGUUGUUCCAGAAGGAAUCGGAGAAGGCAAAAUGAUGAGCAAGAUGCUAUUCCCCAAACUACACCUCCUAGAGCUCAGUGGUUUGCCAAAACUCACAAGAUUCUGCACCAGUAACUUGCUUGAAUGCCACUCCCUGAAAGUGCUGAUGGUAGGGAAUUGCCCUGAACUGAAGGAAUUUAUUUCCAUCCCAUCAAGUGCAGAUGUCCCUGUCAUGAGCAAACCUGACAACACAAAAUCAGCUUUCUUCGAUGACAAGGUUGCAUUCCCUGACUUGGAGGUAUUUCUAAUUUUCGAAAUGGAUAAUUUGAAGGCGAUAUGGCACAAUGAACUCCAUUCUGAUUCCUUUUGCGAACUGAAGAUUCUGCAUGUUGGGCAUGGAAAGAAUUUACUGAAUAUUUUCCCUUCCAGUAUGCUGGGAAGAUUACAUAAUCUAGAGAAUCUGAUUAUAAAUGAUUGUGAUUCAGUAGAAGAGAUUUUUGAUCUCCAAGUGCUCAUAAAUGUGGAACAAAGACUUGCUGAUACAGCCACUCAAUUGAGAGUUGUGCGUCUAAGGAAUCUUCCACAUCUGAAGCAUGUUUGGAAUAGGGAUCCACAAGGAAUUCUUUCCUUCCAUAACCUAUGUACUGUGCAUGUCCGGGGAUGUCCUGGUCUAAGAAGUCUCUUCCCUGCCUCUAUAGCCCUAAACCUUCUACAACUUGAAGAGCUUCUGAUAGAAAAUUGUGGAGUGGAGGAAAUUGUUGCAAAGGAUGAAGGACUAGAAGAAGGUCCUUCAUCCUUUCGGUUUUCGUUUCCUAAAGUUACCUAUCUGCAUCUUGUGGAAGUACCAGAACUAAAGAGAUUCUAUCCAGGAGUACAUGUAUCAGAAUGGCCGAGGUUGAAAAAGUUUUGGGUGUAUCACUGUAAGAAAAUUGAAAUAUUUCCUUCAGAAAUCAAGUGCUCUCACGAACCAUGCAGGGAGGACCACGUGGACAUCCAGGGUCAGCAACCACUUCUCUCAUUUAGGAAGAUCAUCCCCAACUUGGAGGAUUUAUAUUUGGAAAGUAAGGAUGCAUCGGCAUUAUUGAAAAGCCUGUGCCCUCAAGACUUCUAUUACAAGCUCAAAGUUCUCAAUCUGGUUUGCUUCCAUGAUGCACAUGCAACUUUUCCAAUUGAUCUCCUUCCAAGGUUCCCUAAAUUGGAAAAACUUAUUGCGGGAUGUAGUGAGUUCAAAGAGUUGCUCCCGUCUAGACUUGAUUGCAUGGAGAAGCAUGCAAGAGUUCUUUCAUCGAUACGAUACUUAGAGUUGCAAAUUCUUCCUUGCCUAGAGCAUUUAUGGAAGAGCAAUUCCCAACUGGACCAAGCUCUGCAGACUCUUGAAACUCUAGUGGUACAGAAUUGCAGCAGUUUGAUUUAUUUAGCUCCAUCCCGUGCUUCUUUCCAAAAUCUAACAAAUUUGGAUGUGCGGGAUUGCAAGAGAUUAGUAAAAUUAGUGACAUCCACAACAGCAAAAAGUCUGGCGCAACUCACAAGAAUGAGUAUAAAGGACUGCGGUAUGGUUACAGAAAUAGUAGCAAACGAGGGAGAGGGAAUAAAAGAUGAAAUUGUCUUCAGCAAAUUAGAAAUAUUAGAGCUUCAUCUUUUACCAAGCCUAACUAGCUUUUGCUCAGAAAAACACAGCUUUGAUUUCCCAUCUCUGGUAGAAGUAACUGUCGAACAAUGUCCUGAGAUGAAGUUUUUCUCCAACGGAGCACUGAGCACUCCCAAGCUGCGGAGAGUUAAAUUGACUGAAGAGGACAAGAAAGGAUCCUGGGUUGGAAAUCUUAACACCACAAUACAACAGUUGUCUACACAAACGAAAGCUCAAAUUGCUGGAAGUUCAUCAUCGUAAAAGCUUGAGAUACAUGCUUGCUCCACCGAUGGGUUCGAUCCCUGUGCAGCUCCUAGAGUUGGAAGUAAAAGGCUGUCCCAAGAUUGAAGAAAUUGUCACAAAUGAUUUACCAGGUGCGGUAGAUCUUCUGAGAGAACAAAAAGCAAAUGCAACUGAUGGGGCCACUGAACCACGGAUGAUACGGGACAAGAAGAUUUGAAGAAAGAAAAGGAGAGAAAGGAAGAAAGGAGGGAGAAGAAGAUGAGAGGAGCAGGAGAAGAGGAGGGGGAGGAGGAGAAAUCAAUGAUCUUCAUGAUUCAUUGUCAAAACUGUAUGUAAUGUAAAAUACAAUACAUAUAAAUAUCCAACUCUACCCAAACAUUGAUUUACAAUUACUAUAAAGAAAUGGUGUUUUCAUGUAAAAAUAUUAUAAUUGUAAAUUUUGUUAAUUAAUUUUUCAUGGUAAAAUUGUAA